Fomitopsis serialis is the source of this 3240-nucleotide messenger RNA. Its product is annotated as NRDE-2, necessary for RNA interference-domain-containing protein. NCBI's taxonomy places the organism in Eukaryota, Fungi, Basidiomycota, Agaricomycetes, Polyporales, Fomitopsidaceae. Gene Ontology annotation, cellular component: catalytic step 2 spliceosome. Gene Ontology annotation, molecular function: protein binding. Gene Ontology annotation, biological process: regulatory ncRNA-mediated post-transcriptional gene silencing; negative regulation of RNA catabolic process. The record is from RefSeq and is a predicted model, not a curated record. Bases 1 to 3240 code for a protein of 1079 amino acids. The transcript is spliced from 7 exons.
AUGUCUGCGCCAUCUUUCUCGUCCUUUCCUACUGCGUUUACGUCGUUUCCGGACCUCGAUCCCGGUCCGAGCAAGCGUCCCGCUCAGACUCCUGCAGUAGAGUCCACGGAUGAAAAGAAGAGGAAGAAGAAGAAGAAAGAUAGGGAUCAGGGAAUGCGCAAGGAACGAAAGCACAGACCUGACAAGGAUGACCGUGACAGUCUCGAGCGGCACUCGGGCAGUUCCAGGAGGCAUAAGGAGGACAGAGCCUACCCAGGCUUCGACGAUGAACGUCUGAAGGCUCAGGAGGACAGCUCUAUACGUGCUGAGAGGACAUUUGACUCUGCUGCACAUGAAGAACAGGUCUUGUACUUCACGGAUCGUAAGGGUGAUCCGCUAAACGUGCAGUACGGCGGUCUGUAUGCCGGGAGCGUCCCGCGCUAUUACUUAGUCGGUGGCGGUAAGACGAUACUUGGAUUGGAGCAUGGAUGGAGGGUUGUGCACCGAGGACGCAAAGGAGUCGAAGUCGCUGUGGGCGGGAGGCGGAAGAUGCAUAGUCUCACAGACUCCAGCGCGCGACACUUGUUGCAUGCUGCACCUACCCGCAGGCUCCUGGCUUCCUCUGAGGACAAGUACAAAUAUGAUGAGGUCGAAGGUUUCCUACGUAUUUCGUCAGGACGCGAGCGGAAAGGCGACCCCUCGUACCGGUCGAUCACUAAACUACAGCAUGACACCAACUCCGAUGAAGCUGAGACUUCUGAAGACGAGGGAGAGGAGAGCUCAGGCGACGACUCGGAUACUACUCCCAUGACGUCCCUACAAGCCACGCUGAAAUCGCUCGAGGAACAGCUAUCCGCCGACCCGACCUCAGUCCAGACCUGGCUGUCCCUUCUCUCGCAUACGCUCUCCACCGUCCCCAUCACGUCGAAGAACGCCCCAAGGGCACGCUCGGAGAUCACGUUGUCCAUUCUCCAACGGGCUCUAUCCGUCCACCCGCGGAAUGCAUCGUCCAAAGCUCUCAGGCUCCGGUACCUGAAGGCCGGAGAAGAAACAUGGCAUGAAAGCAAGUUGCGGGCGGAGUGGGAGGACGCGCUGAAGGUAGGUGGGAUCGAGAUGUGGAUUGAGUGGCUCGACUGGAGAAUUAGGAGGGCGGAGAAAGGCGUGGAAGGAAUUGUCGAGGACGCGAAGCGUGUACUCGGUGCGGUGUGCGGGGACGAGAUCGGCAUGCUGAGAGCCCUUUGGCGGGUUGCUGUUGGCUUCCGGGACGCUGGCUACGUCGAGCGUGCCAACGCUCUAUUCCAGGCUCAAGCUGAACUGACGUACAGGACGCACCCUGACGUGGUUAGACAGCCCUUCGAGAGUCAGCUCGAUGCCCUCGAAGAGUUCUGGGAAUCGGAAGCUCCCCGCAUGGGCGAAGCCGGCUCAAGGGGCCAAGGAUACUGGGCAGCAACCCCCAUGGGCGAUGUCACGAAUUUGACCUCACCCCGCAAAACCGUCAGUGUUUCUUCAACGAAGCGCGAUCCCUUCCAAAGGUGGGCAACAUCAGAGUCCCUCUCAGACCGAGCGUACCAACUCCCUACGCGCUCAUUCGACGAGGCAGCGGAGGCAGACCCGUACGCAACCAUUCUCUUCUCAGACAUCCGGCCUUUGCUCGUCGACAUACGGAGACCAGAGGCGAAAGACGCACUGAGACGGAUCUGGCUCGCAUUCCUGGGUUUGCAUGUCCCCGGCUUUCUGGCGACGCUCACGUCCUCGCCGCAGGAGAGCACGGAUGACCGGUGGGCGUACGCACACCUUGCGUCGACCGCUCGGCUAGCCUCGGUUUUACCGUCCGAGGCUAACAACGCUGCGAGACGUAUUACCGCCGACGCGCAGGCAGGAGUGCUUAUUGGGCGUGAGCGCGAGUACUCCAGUGCAUUCGGACCCGUGAAAUGUUGGAGCUAUGGUGUGCUCGGUCCGUUGGAGGCGGUACCUGGCACACGCUGGACUAUGUGGGGCCCUGAAGAUGUCGCAGAUUUGGACGUGGACUUGGUUCGGGAGAUAUUUGCCCAGUGUCGAACGAGAGACAACGCAGAUUGGGAUGUUCUCUCCCUUGCAUUCGAGGGUGCAUGCAACCUUAAGAGUCCUGUAGCGGAAUCGAAGAAACUCCUGGCCUCUGCGCAGGAUUCUCUGCCACUCUGGGCUGCGCAUGCUCGGCUGCGACGACUACGAGGCCGUCUCGACGAUGCACGCAAAGUCUAUGGGACCAUCCUCAGUAGGCCCAAGUCCGAUUCUGCUGCUCAUCGUCAGCUGUGGUGGGACUGGGCGGAGAUGGAGUGGCUUGCAGGUCAACCCGAUAGCGCGACAGAGGUCAUCCUGCGGUCCACAGGAUCUCAAGGCACAGGAGGCAUUGCCGUCCUGCGAGCGAAGCGACAUCUCCAAGAAGCUACAACCAUGCCGUCUUCUUAUUGGAAGGAACGCGAGUACAGUAUCAAGCUAUGGGCACUAUUGGAACUCCUCACAGCUUCCGCGGACGCUGCGCUGGCGACACUUGACGUACACCUCAGCGCGCUGGACCUUGAGUCGACAGCACACGAGAGUUUGACCGUUGCAUCCCUGGAGCUGCUCUACGUCCACGGGAUCGUACUCCGGAAUCCCAUGCCCCCAGCCUUGUUGCGGGAGCGAGCGGAACACGUUAUCGAACAGUACCCGAGCAACACCAUCGUGUUGGGCAUGUUCCUAGAGGCCCAGAAGGGCCAGGCUAUCUGGGGGCGCGUCAAGACCCUGUUCGGGGAGGGUGCGGAGGUAGGCAUGGGAGAUAAAGACCUAUCUAGGAGGGUUGCGGAGGUUUGGCUCGCUAGCUGGGAGAAGGGUCGAUGGGAGGCGGAGCAGGAGCGGACACGAGGUGGGCUGUCGACGGCGGUGCAGAGCGAACGCACACGCGGCAGCACUGCGCUCUGGCGAUUGUACGUGCAGUUUGAAGUCAAGACCGGGCACCUGGAGCGCGCCAAGAAGCUGUUGUUCCGAGCCGUGGGUGAAUGUCCCCUCGCGAAAGAACUCUAUUUGCUCGCGUUCGGGCCACUGCGGAAGGCAUUCAGUGGACGGGAGCUCAAUGGAUGGGCGGAGACAAUGGCGGAGCGGGGCAUUAGGAUGCGGCGCGGCCUUGAUGAGAUGCUGGAAGGGUGGACAGAGGAGGGGGAGGAUAAUAAGGCGGGGGAGUCGGACGCGGAGGACGAGAUUGAGCACAACGCGCGGGAGCUCCGGCGCCUGAUGCCGUACUAG